UUGCUGUUCAUGAAAAAUGAAUUGCCCAUUCGCAAUAUAUGUUUAGUUAUAAGUAGUAAGAUAUAAAUUUUUGCCAGCGGAGAUGUAGGGUUAAGGAAAUCUGUGCUGAUCCAUGCUAUACAGCUGGUUCAUUGCGAAACUGACCGAAAACUAUCUUGUGCCGGGUUAGAUUCACAUUCACGUUUUAAUAUAUUGUUAAAAAGAAGUCAAAAUUCUCAGUUAGGAAAAUGCGUAUGGUUAUAUUGUAUGGAAGUCAAACUGGCACGGCUCAAAAUGUGGCCGAACAAAUUUGGCGGGAAUCAAAAACGUGGGGCUUUAAUGGGCCAGUUCUACCAAUGGAUGACUAUCCGGUGCAGCAGUUGAUAGAGGAGAAAUUGGCUAUUUUCGUCGUAGCCACCACAGGUAAUGGCGACGAACCGGAUAACAUGCGAAAAACGUGGAGAUUUCUAUUGCGGCGAAGCUUGCCAGCAGAUUCACUACAACGAGUGAAUUUUGCUUGUUUGGGGUUAGGAGACUCGAGUUACGCUAAAUUUAAUUUUACUGCCAAAAAAUUGAAUAAGCGCCUUAUGCAGUUGGGCGCUAUUCCUAUAUUAGAUUUAGGAUUGUGUGAUGAUCAGCACGAUCAUGGACUUAGUGCGACAGCUUUGCCGUGGAUCGCAGAAUUGUGGCAGAAAUUAGGGAAGUCCUUAUCAUAUGAAAAAUUGAAGCAGAACGGCGAGGCGAAGAAGAUUUUCAAAUGGAAUACCACAAUUGUCGAGCCUGCAACAUCUUUGGUGGAAGAUAACCAUCUGGAAUGGCCACUGAAGAGUGAAGCUAUUUGUUUUACUUUAAGAGAAAAUCAGCGUACCACUGCUGCUGAUCAUUUUCAAGAUGUGCGAUUUUUAAGUUUUAGUUUUCCAUCCUCUAUUAAAUGGAAUGCUGGUGAUGUGUUAAAUUUGAACCCUGCCAAUUCAGAUGAGCAAGUGUCGCAGUUUUUUGAACUGGUGAAGGAACACAAUUUAGGUUUUAAUGAAGAAACUAUAGUAAAAUUGGAAACAGUUUAUGGUGAUAUGCCUGUUCCAUUGGCUUACGCAAAGCCGGUAAAUAUUCGUAUGCUAGCGAAGUAUAUAUGGGACUUAAAUGCAUGCCCACGACAACGUGCAUUUGAACUCUUGUCGUUGAACUGUGAAGAUGAGUUGGAAAAAGAAAAAUUGGAAGAAUUUACUUCAAUAGAGGGAUUAGAUGAUCUUAUAAAUUAUGUAAAUCGCCCCCGACGUACAAUUCUUGAAGUUUUGCAGGACUUCCGGCAUAGCACAUCGAAGCUUCAACUUCCGAUUCUGUUCGAAUUAUUUACUAUGAUACAACCGCGCAGUUAUUCAAUAGCUUCAAUGUCUAGUAGCCGUUCACUUGAUAUUCUUGUUGCAGUGGUUGAAUAUAAAACAAAAAUGUCACUCCCGCGCCUUGGUCUUUGCUCGAAUUGGUUAAAGACGCUGUCUGUCGGGAGUAUAGUAAAGGGUGUGAUAAAAAGUGGAACAAUGUCAUUGCCUGUCGAGCCAGCAACGCCAAUCAUAAUGGUAGGCCCAGGUACUGGUAUUGCACCUUUUCGUAGCGUCAUACAGUACAGGAAGGAACAACAAAAAAAUGGCGCCAAAAUCGGCGAUUCGGUUGUUUUCUUUGGUUGCCGAAACAAAGCGAAGGACUAUCACUUUGUUGAAGAUUUUACACGCUGGCAAUUAGAUGAAUCCUGUACAAUAUUUGUAGCGUUUUCACGUGAUCAGGAACGUAAAGUAUAUGUUCAACAUUUGAUAAAACAAGAAAAAGUGUUAAUGAGUGAAUUAAUUCUGGAAAAAAUGGCGUCUGUAAUGGUGGCUGGCUCUUCGAACAGUAUGCCUAAAGCUGUUCGCGAAGCAUUUAUUGAAGUGUUGGACGGUGAUGAGGAAUAUUUGGAACAUAUGCUGAAAAGUCGGAGGUAUCAAGAGGAGACAUGGUCGUAAAAACCAAUUGCUAUAAAAUGUUUUAAUUUCAGUUGCAUUUUUGUUUACAGUCUUCAGUUGCUCCUAGUUGCUUGGCAACGACAACAGCAACAAUGCAUGCGUAACAGGGCUAGU
Messenger RNA from Anastrepha ludens (Mexican fruit fly), 2087 nucleotides. Its product is annotated as NADPH-dependent diflavin oxidoreductase 1. Gene Ontology annotation, cellular component: cytosol. The coding region runs from base 228 to 1973 and encodes 581 amino acids. NCBI's taxonomy places the organism in Eukaryota, Metazoa, Arthropoda, Insecta, Diptera, Tephritidae. The transcript is spliced from 2 exons. Gene Ontology annotation, molecular function: flavin adenine dinucleotide binding; FMN binding; NADPH-hemoprotein reductase activity. The record is from RefSeq and is a predicted model, not a curated record.